AUGGCUCAGGGAAGAGCCAGAGACACGUGGCGAUCUGACCUUUUUGGAGGCCAAACUGCAAGGAUGCUUGCUGCUGGCCUUGGCACAGCUCCCGGCCAGCGUUACCUGGAGACAGCACAACAGGGCCAGGAACCCGCCACUCUCCUCCGAGUGCUGCUCCGUGCGGCCAUGCAGAGGGAGGAGAAGGAGGAGGACAAGGAUGAGGAGGGGGGAGAGGAAGGACUGCCUGCUCCGGCUGGGAAGAAGCACUGGCUGCCGCUGUCAGCCCAGUCGGCCUUCAGCUACAUCCCGCCAGGGCGACAAGAUGUGCCCGAGCUCAGCUAUUUCCAUCGGGGAGCCAAGGCAGGGAGUGUUUCCACUUACGAUUCCAUUUUUAAAAGACCAGAGGGUUACAACAAAUACCUUCACCGAUGUGACAGAGAACACGCGAAGAACCAAGGUCUUAACAUAAAUGAUGAGGAAACGGCAAGACCUGUGGCUGUCUUGUCAUCCUCAGAUUAUGGGAGACGCAUAAAAAAGCCUGUGGAGCAGCUGAUUCGAGAUCACGCCAGGAUUAAUCACGUGAAGGCAGAAUUCUACAGGAAAAAUGGAAUCACCUGCUUACUGGAAAAACCCUCUCCAAGCCUGGACCCAUGCUAA
Molecule: messenger RNA, 639 nt
Organism: Nothoprocta perdicaria
Lineage: Eukaryota; Metazoa; Chordata; Aves; Tinamiformes; Tinamidae
Gene: CFAP90
Product: chromosome unknown C5orf49 homolog
Exons: 4
Coding region: 1-639 (212 amino acids)
Source: RefSeq, a predicted model, not a curated record